CUUUAAAGUUUAAAUCUUAAAUUUUUAAAUAUUUUGCUAUGUGUAGACGAAGCAUUAUUUUAUAAAUUGUCUGGCAAUAUUGUGUUUAUUUUGUCGAAUAUGAGUUGAUAUAAAAUGAAAAAUAGCUCAUAAGCAAAUCUAAUGCAGAAAAAUAAAAAGGUAUUUCGCAAAAGACGCAUUAGGAAAGUCGUUUCAGCACAAAUUAAAUAAAGAAAAUUAUUAAAGGGCGAAACAGGUUGAAAUACAAACGUUGGAGCUGCGAAACCAGACGUGUAAAAAUUAAAGGGACAGUGACGCACUUUCAGGCAAAAAGUGGGACUACAAUAGACUCGAUUAGUGCUGAGUUUGGUCCUAGUCAUGAACCGCUGUGUCUUACCAGCAUGGGAUCAGAUACCCUUUCUCGUGUUGGGUAAAAUAUAUAACUACCUAGAACCACAAGAUCGAUUAAACGCGUCGCAGACGUGCCGUCACUGGCGUGGGGUGCUCUUCCAAAAGAGAUUUUUCAACAAUUUUAAGUUCACAUUGCACAUAAACAAUGAGCGGCAAUACACGUUUUUUCGCCAAACCCUUUGUAAUUUGGCAACUGAAGUUACCAUUAAUUUUGACUUUAUGAACGUUUUCCAUAUAGAGAAAGUUAGAAAAAUUCUAUACAGGAUCGCACGUUGUAAUAAUCUGCAAGGUUUACAUUUCUCCACAAGUAAUAUGGGAAUAAUCGCCCCUGGUAUUAAAAAUAAAGAGAAACUUAUCGAUAUUGAACAAUGUUUCAUAGAGCCUCUAAAAAUGUUCUUAAAUCGUAAAAAUUCUCCAUGUCAAAUAUUGGACUUAGGUGCGAUUGAAGCUUUAACCUUCUAUGGCUUAGAAAUACUAAAAUCCUUAGGGAAACCUGACGCAUUGCUGCAGUUAACACUGGCUUCAAUUAAAUUCGAUUCCUGUAAUUAUACCAUACCUACCAUAGAGCCUUCGUUGUUGCAAAAAUGCUCUUCACUGCAGGCUUUAUCGCUCGAUUACGAUUGUUUAAAUGAGAAUUUAUUGCAUGCCAUGGAAUUACUACCAUUGAAAAAGCUGUUAAUCUGUAUUCACAGUGUAAAUCGUCAACAUCCUGGUAUAUCCGAUACAUCUUGGGCUAGAUUUGGAGCUACUUUUCCCAAUAUCGAUUUGAUUGUGUCAUUAGUAUACGCAUUUGAAGCGGUUGAAGUGCUACAAGUACGCAUACUGCGACGUAAUAUGCCAAUAACACAUUUGCGCGUGCUAUUUUGUGACAUUAUGAACGCAGAGGCCUUAGAAUGGAUGUCUAUCAAUAAUAGCAACACGCUGAAGAGCAUACAGUGGAUAGAUUCUGCUUACAAACAUUCCAAUAAAAAUGUGAUGGAUUUGUUUAUACGCUCCGGUCAAGAUCCCUUCGUUAUGAUGGCAUGGCGUUGCAAAAAUUUAGAGGAAAUCGUAAUACAUGGCUAUGUUAUAGAUCCUCAUAAUAUUGUUGGUAUGUCACGUCUCCGCGGCCAAUCCCUUAAGCGCCUAGAAAUUUCAAUGAUUGACGAAACUCCAACAGAAGCGAGCAUGGACUCAUUCAUUGAUGAAAUCAAUACAUUGCUUGGCCACAAAUGGGAACCCAUACCCCCAAAUAAAUUACAUCCGGCACUCGGAUACAUACCAGUGACAGAUGAUGUACGUGAUAAAUACGUCUUCGAUCUCAUGCGUCGUGAUAUGGGCUAUUAUGAUUAAUUGCAACAACUUAAGCGAAUUUAGGUUAACUAUAGAUUUAUAACGAACAGUAAAAGUAUGUAACGUAAUACAUAUUCAUUAAAAAGAACAAAACUACAUAUAUGAGAACUCAAACGACGUGCUUAGCGAAAAUACCUUAACAAUGUGGCUUCACAGAAACAACAGCAACAACCAAAGUAAAACUAAAAGUUGAAAUAUAAAAGCAUUGCAGUGAUACUUUUUAAUAUCUUUAAAUCACAUAUUAUGCGUUAAUGCGAAAGAGAGAAUAUUGGUAAAUUCAAACAACUAUCAUUUGAAAAACCAUAGUGGAAAGCAAGAUUUAGUAUAAAAAAAUCACAAAAAACGAAAAAAUGUGGAAGCAUCAAAACUCAAUUACCUACAUUACUAUAUAAAUAGAUAUCUUUAGGCGAUUAUAGUUUAAGAAGAAACAAUAACAACCACUCUUGUGAUAAAAGGGGGACAAAUUAAUUUGUAUUUAAAUAUAUGACAUUGACAUUGACUCAAAUGAAACACAAACCUAUCAAAGAUAAACAUCCUUAGAAAAUCACAAAUCGCUCCCGAAGAAAAUAUUUCGGCAAACAAUUUAUUUGCAAUGGAAACCAUAAAAACACAUCGAUCUAUAAAGGUGACGGAAUGCCACAACAUCUAAAAAAAGCUAUGGAAGUCUAACUACACGCCGGACUUAUCCUCAGAUGAUUAUAACUCCAUAUUAUUCAAAGCAUUCUAAUUGUUUAUUUAUAGUAUGAGUAUUACACCGGAAUAAUGUAACAACAAGAACAAUGUAUUGUAGAUUUCACUAAAGCAGCGAAAGUAAUUAUUUCAUAAUUUUUAUAUAGACCUACAUAUACACACAUAAACCAAUAAGCAUUGUGUUAUAUACAUAUGAAAAGCUCACAUACAUAUAUUCCAUAUUAUUUUAUUUCUUUGUUUUAUAAAAAAAUAACUAUAAAGAAUAUAAUUUUACUUGACUUAUACGUUUAUAUAAUUGGGUCACUAAAUAACAGAAAAGAAUAACAGUUGCAUACCUACAUAACCUAAAAUGGACGUUAAUUUCAUUUAUUGCCAAUAACGGAAUUAUUUAAUUCUUGUUUUAAUAUUCAUCCACACGAUUUAGAGUUUAUUAACUGCAGGAAUAAUUAAAAUUACAUUCGAAAAUUUUGAUUUCAAAACUAAAAAAACGUAAAACUUUUGCUAGUUAAUUUUAGUUAUUUCGAAAAAUAUAAAUUUUGCGAAAGAUAAACAUCAAAAGGGAUAAAAUGUAAAUAUAUAAAUAACAUCGAAUAUAUAAAAAGAAAUACAAAAAAUUAGCAACAUAUUAGGCAAAGGUGCCGUCUUACAAUUUCCAAAGGCACCGAUACAAAAAUAAAAAUUGUAACAUGUAUUUAUAUUUUUGUGAAUCUUUAUAUAAUUAAUGCAAUUACCAAGCAUAAUAUUUUAUAGCCGCAUUUUUGUUCACAAAACACAUACUACUGCUACAAUUAUUAUAGGCAUAAUUUAAUGGAACACUGCACAUUAUGAAACUGUAAAGAACAAAAUAAGCAUGUGCAUUUGUUAACUACUAAACGCAUUCAAAAGUAUAUUUUAGACAUCAAAAAAUUGUUUGAAAUGAAACGCUUAUUUGUAUGUAAUUUGUUCAGCGGCAAAUGAGUGUUAAACUUUUUUUUUAAGAAAGCUGUAUAUUUAUGUAACUGUGUGUAACCAUUCUACAAAUGUAAACGAGAUUCAAAAGACUUAAGACCAUUAUGAAUGUGAUGAUGAAGAACGAGCGAAAGUUAAUUUAAAGUUGAAACGACGCAAUUCAUGGAAUUCGAAUUGAAGUGAAUGGAAAUCUCUAAGAAAAAACAAACUGAACAAAUAUUGAAAAACAAACAACAACAUUAAUAUUUUGUUUAAUGUGAACCAAAGCUGUGAUUUUAUGCAAGCCAGCAUACGUUAAGAAUGCAACUACAACAAAAAACGACAAACAACAACAACAACAACUAAAAUCCAUUGUAAGAUGAAGAACAAAUAUUAUAAUUAAAAUGUUUAGAUUAGUUAAGUAAAAAUCUGUUGACAGCAAUUAACAAACAAAUAUUGAUAUGUAUGUGCGUACAGAGAGCAGAGAGCUAAAUUUUACAACAACAUGUGUUAAUAAAUUUUAAAGCUUAAUAGAAAGAAAGCCUUAUACCACAAACAAAAUGCACUUUUACAAAUAAAUGUUCGAAUAAUCCAAAACAUAUCUUUAGAAAGGAAAAAAUUUAAUUAAAUUAGUCAACUCGAAGCAGAGCACUGGCAUAUGUUUCGAACAACUUUUAAGUACAUAUAGUGUGCCUGAUAAAUUUUCAAAUUACAUUUAUUUGACUUAUCUGUUAAUUUUAUAGCAUUCCAAAUCUUUUUAUAAGCCUAAGAGCAUUUUACAAAAACUAUAUACACAUUUUUAUAUCAGCCAGAAUCAGAAAUAAAAAUCUCUUAAUACCACAAUUUUGGAUGAUUAUAAAUACGGGCCGUUCCGAAUUACAUAGGCCGAACUUGUCAUUACCAAAUUGUAAUUGCUUUUUUAUGAUUAUAAAAAUAUCUUUAAAGGGCACAACAAAGAAUAAAUGUCUUUUUUAUAUGUAACUUACAAAUGUCACCUUUACCUGUGUACUGUUAUUUACCAUUUACUAAAUAAGGUCAUCUAAAUUAGUAUUAUUACAAUUAUAAUUUAUUUUAAUUGAAGCUCUCUGCUCAAUCAAGCAGAAAUAUGUUAGUUACCUUUACAUAAUAAGCUCAAAUGUCAACAAUGCUCAAAAGAUGCUGGUAAAGUGUGCAUAUUUGUUUGGAAGUAGCCCACAUAAAGUGUUAGAAGUGUAUAUAAAACCAAAUUUAACAGCAUAAACCUGUUUUUAAGAACCUUACGCGGUACAAACUUAGAAAAAAUUCCAACUACUCAGUACCAAAAUGCACGAAUAAAUAAAGACACACACAAAAGCAGAGUAUGCAUUAUGAAAAGCAAAAAAAAAAACAUAAACAACCAACAAAUUGUGAUGAAAAGUAUAAUUAUGAAUAUAUCAACCAAGUAAUUUAGCGAGGAGAGAAUUGAAAGACAAACAACAAAUUUAUUAACAGCUUCUGUAUGUCAAUAAAAUAAGAACAAAUGCAGCCAGGGCAAAUGGUAAAUAUUAUAUGUAUAUAGUACGUACACAAUACAAUUGUACCAAUGUACUCGUAUACGUAUGUAUGGGCAAACAAAUGUACAUACAUAUGUAUUAUGCAAUUUAAUUGAUAUGUGAUAUGCGUCCGCCAUAACAACAAUAAGUUAGCGGCAAGCAACAACCUACUACAAAAACAAGCAAACGCAACAUCUAAACAAAGAGUGUUUAAAGUGAUAUUAACUAUUUAAUUUAAAAAAACAACGUGAACAACAACAACAACAACAACAAAUAUAGUUAUAGCAUUGUAAAUUGUAAAUUGACGAAAGAGCUUUUAAUAUAGCUUUUAAAGAAGCACAGAAUUAAAAACAAUCCGAAAGGAAGCAGUAUGUGAAGUUUGUCAAAUCGAUAAAUAAACAACAUUGUGCUAUACGAAAUGUUAGAAAAAUCAGCAAUCAAUAAAUCGAUGUCAUUCUUAAUGAUUAUAACUUGAAAUCAAACUGCUUAGCAAAUAAGAAAAGAGCAUUUCAUUUACUAGUAUUCCACAAGCAAAAACUAAAACUGAACAGCCAAAAAGAUUUGUGAAUCUAUAUUCUUAUUUUUUGGAAUGAUUAGCCUUGACUAGCCAUAAAAAACACAUUGUAUAUUUUCUUCAACAACUUUCAACAUUUUUGUAAUUUUGUGCCAUAGCAAAUUGUUAAGACUCUUACGGACUUAAGGGCUUGUCUUUACAAACGAAUUUAUUGAGACGAUGAUGGUAUACUUGUACUUAGUAAUUGCUCUACACAUUUUAGAAAUUGAGACUUCGUUCCAUUUCAAGAAGACAGUAUUACAUUCUACAUGAUUCAACACAAAAAGAACAAUUUGACAUAUACUUGUAUGCUAGCACUCAUAAUGGCGAAAUUAAAUAUUCCAUCCAAUGAAAGUGCGUGUUGAAUACGAAUAGACUAUUACAGAUCCAAAAUCAUCAAAAUGCAAACAAAAUACACUAAAAAAAAAUACUUUGUCAGUAAAUAUUAAAAAAUUAUUUUCGUAAGAAGAAACAUCAACAACAUUUUCUAGCAACAUAACUUUAUAUGAUUGAAUCAUGACAUUCAGCAAAUAAGUCGGUUGACAGCUAUAUAUUCUAUAGUAAAAAUAUUGUUAGAGGAAGAGAUGCGUAAAAAUGUUCCAAAGAUUACAGAUUCACAAUAUCUUUGGUUUUCAAAGUUGGGCGAGCUGCACGUACUUUUACAUACGUAUAUGUAUCCAAUAUUUUGGUCCACGUUUGAUUUCAAUAUUUAGGUUAAAAUUUUUGGUAUUAAAAAACUGUUCAAUACUAUAUAAAUGUGUGCUAAAACGGUAACUUUCAAUAGAAAAAUAAUGAAUAUUUAAGAAAAAAGUUUCUUAAAAAUAAAAUAUAUAUUAUUUUUUAUUUCAUGAAAAUUCUGCUAUUUAAUGUUAUAUUUUGUCAUUCAAAAUUAAUGAAUUACUUUAUAAUAUGAAAAUUGAAAAAAUUAAGUAAUUUCAUAUGAUUUUAUACUUAAAAAUUAUUAAAUAAAUUUCUAAAUUAAUAAUACGUUAAAAGCCAUUCGGAAUUUCAUUGUCUUUUUAAUUUUAUAGCAUUUUUGUUUUUCUCUUUUUUUGGCAAUAUGAGAAAAUUAGGUUAGGUUAUCAGAGGAUGUCAACUCUAUCUUGUCGAUCUGACUAUUAUUUGGAACUAUAUCCAUAAUUUUGCUUUGAAACAAUGGCGAAGCAAUAGAACUUCAGUUCUAGUUCAUUAGCGGCAUAUGUAUGGCUAUUUUCUCUCGACUUAUUUUCAAAUUAAAGAAAGUUAUAUAAAAUGUAUAUAAUUAAAAAGCCGUUACAAUAACUAUAGAGUAGAAGAAGUAGAAGAGUAUUUUAUUGAACAAUCCACAUUUCAUUUUUUUUCUUAAUAGUAAAAGCGACAUAUUCUGUGAGAAGAGAUUAUAAACCUUUUGGUAUGGUCAUAUAGCUGGAUCUGUGAGUGCAGAGAUUAUUAUCAUAAAAAACAAAAGAUUUUUUUAAACUCCGAACUUCUAUCAAUUAUUCAUGAUUACAUAAUUCUAGUUAUCUUCUGAAAGAUAUCGUUUAAAUACAUCAUUUCAAUGGAUAUAAUUGUGCAAUUAAAGAGAUAUGUACUUCUGAAAUUGAAUAUGAAUAGUGGUAACAAAGGUCGUUAAGACAUACAACAUACGCUUGUAAGAAAAUCAAUUUAAGCAAAUAAAAAUAUUAACGACACCGAUAUACUAUGUAUGUAUGUAUAUACACAAACACUUGCAUCCUUAUAUAUACAUAUAUAUAUGUAUAUAUACAUAAUGUAGGUACAUAAAUAAUUGUUAUAACAACAACAUGAAUGAUAAGAAAUGAUAAAAUCAUUAAGUGGAGCUGUGAUAAUCAAAUUAAGCGGAGAAAUAAUAAACAACAUCCGAAAAAUUAAGAUUUGAAAUAUAAAUAAGCAAGAGACCCCAGAAAAAACUGAUUAUACGAGAGCAUUAGCAUGUAUUAUGCAAUAUAUAAACGUUACAAAUGCUCAGCUCGAAUUUCCAUAAACUUUAACUGUUAAUCGCAAUUACAUACAUAUAUAAAAUGGCGUUAGUUAAGGAUGAAAAAAUAAUAAUAAUCACAUUACGUGCAAUUUAAAAAGAGAAAAUGAAAGCAAAAUCACAAUAAGUCGUUAUUUAUAACUAUUAUUGUAUAAGAAACAAAAAUUGUCAAAAAAUGUAGUGGUAAAGUAAUCAAGUAAUGAUAAAAAAAUAAAAAAUUUAGUCAAAAGGAAAUUUUAAGCAACUAUUUGCAUACAAGCGACCGUAAAGAUUACUACGAGUACUUUUGUAUGUAUUAAUUCAUUAAAAAAGGCUUUCUUUGCCCCAACUCUUCUUUGCACCUACUUUAAUUAAGUUUUUCCCCUUUAGCCAUUGUCGAAAUUUUCCAUUGUAUCAUAAAAACUUUAAACGAAAUCGCUUUCAAAUAUCUAUCAAGUAUUUAUAUAAUUUACUACCAUUACUCAGGUAAUUAUUUUUGAAAAACUAAUUUUCAUUGUACAAUUUGGAGAAGGUAAUGUGAAAAUCGCAGUAAAGGAUGUAUGCUACUGCUAACUGUAGCUUUACGGUCGCUAAUGCUUAGGAUUAAACGACGCCGCCAUUUUUAUAAUACUUUUCUGCAAUAUUUUUCAUAUUAUCCGAAAGUCGUUAUUACCCAAAACGCUGCAUUAUUUACUUAAAGUUUUUAUAUUUUAAUUUUGAAUAUUUAUUUAUAUGUUCCGUUUCUCUAACUGCGAUCAGAGCAGCUUAUUCCAAGAUUGACCUGUGUUCUACGCAUUGUCCAUAUGACUUUAAAUAAAAUGUAAUUUGCGAUAGUAAUUAUAAAGUGUUUUCUUUAAUUAUGUAAUUUUAUGAUGUAAAUAAAAAUUUAGUUUGGUUUCCAAAAAAAAAAAACACGUUUUUAAAUAUAUAAAAAUAGAUAGGUGUUUACAGUAUAUACAGUGAUCGGACCUGGUAGUGAACUCAGUAAGUAUUUAUAGUUAGUGUAGCAAUACAUUCUUACAUACAUAUACAUAUAAGGAACGUUUUACAAAACGACUCAUCUCGAUUCAGUAUUUUUAUUCUCAAGGCAGAAAUGGAAUUAUUUCUAAACGAAUUUCAAAAACGAACUAUAAUCAUUUUGUUAAGAAUCAAACUUACUCCAAUCAAUUGUUUUGUCAAAAGUCCGAUUAGACAAAUGACAUCAUAAUGUUUUUGGGUUUAUUUCGACUCUUUUGCUUACUUCUUACUAAAUAUUUUACUUUUGAAAAUACUGAAACAAGCUAAGCAAAGUUUAGCCUAAAAGCAGUUUAUAAAAGAAAGAUAAUUUAAUAAAUUUUGUACCGUAAGCGUGAAUCUAUUGGAUGGAUCCGACUAAGCACUUAAUUGAUAAAAGAGUUUAGUUUUGAGAUUUCAUCAGCGAAACCGUAUUUCAACGUGGUUACUCGUAUUAAAACUGUAACAAUGACCUUCCAUUCGACACCCCACCCUCCAAUAUCAAUCUGAUAACAAAAAUGUCAGUAGAAAAUGUGCGUAUUGCUUUAGAGCAGGGAAAUGGGGUUUUUGCCAUUGUUCUCUCUCACUAUUUCUCUCUUUCGCCUAAAGGUAUGCUUGCACACAAUAUAUUUUUUUUAGUUGCUCUUGCUCUCGCCGAUAAAUGACAGUUACUCAUACGCACCCUGCACUCGCGAUGACAGCUUAAAUUAACGCUAAUGUUUACAUUACCGCUAAGCGAAAAGAGUCUUUUAACAAAAAUACAUUGGAUAACACAUAAGUGAAUACAUAAAUAUUCGCAUAAACAGUUUAUUCGCCGCUCAUGCUCAAUUCUGUAGCAAUUGUGCUAUAAAGAGAAAAAUUCUUCAUUGAACUCAUUUUGUUUGGGUUAUGUCAUCCGAAAUGUGAACGAAUUCACAUCGAUAUAUUAUAUGUAUGUUACAUAUAUGCUUGUAUAUACAUAAAUAUAGUCAGUAUGUGUCCUCAGAGUAGUGAAACCGUGAAUCAGUGAGUUUGGUGAGCUCUUAAGUAACCGGUGAAUAAUUGAAACUGAAAAUCUGUACGUCUCAUUUGGCUGCCGUUGAGCGAAGAAAACGUGAGCACGAAAUUUUGUGAUAAAUUGAAAUCUUGAAAAUUGUUCAAGUAAAGCAG
Molecule: messenger RNA, 9499 nt
Organism: Bactrocera oleae (olive fruit fly)
Lineage: Eukaryota; Metazoa; Arthropoda; Insecta; Diptera; Tephritidae
Product: F-box only protein 33
Biological process (GO): positive regulation of protein ubiquitination
Molecular function (GO): protein binding
Source: RefSeq, a predicted model, not a curated record